This is a messenger RNA of Zychaea mexicana, 1840 nucleotides long. RefSeq names its product Ribophorin I. The transcript is spliced from 7 exons. NCBI's taxonomy places the organism in Eukaryota, Fungi, Mucoromycota, Mucoromycetes, Mucorales, Lichtheimiaceae. Gene Ontology annotation, cellular component: oligosaccharyltransferase complex; membrane. The record is from RefSeq and is a predicted model, not a curated record. The coding region runs from base 90 to 1559 and encodes 489 amino acids.
GGCGGCUUUUCGAUAUUUCCACAUUAGCUCAAUUUUUGCAUUGAAGCUCUCUUCUUUACUUAUUACAAGAGUGGCACCACACACGUACCAUGAAAACGUCAAUGCGCAUCAACUCUUUAUGCGCAUUGCUCACCAUCAUUAUCAGCUGCGUUAGUGUAGCUUGGGGUACUGGUGCAAGAGAAACCGAGACAAUUUCCAAAACCGCGAUUCCGAUCGCACCUGAAUUCAGGAACACGCGAGUUAUUCGUGUCGUCGACCUUCGUGCCAAUGUUGUUCAAGAAGAUAUUGGCAUUCGCGCCAAGAACAUUGAUACUACACCUAAAAGCGAAUAUAUUUUCACUGUUCCUCGGCAGACUGAAGAACAUGUAGCUAGCAUCACGGCAUUCUUGCGUCAGGAGCCAAAGACAGCCUUGACCAUUGAACAAGCCGGCUUCGACUCGGAAAAAGAAGUGCAAUUGUACAAGAUUACGUUUGAUGAUCCUGUUAAGCCAGACGCUGAGGUUCGCUUUGGCGUCAAGAUCGCGUAUAGCCACGCUUUGACUCCCUUGCCUGCUAAAAUUCCACAAGUCGCUCGUCAAUUCGUCGUUUACAAAGACAAUAUUUACCUGUACUCGCCUUACUUCAGCGAUGAAAUCAAGACCACUUUACAAUUGCCCACCCAAGUGGUACAGUCGUACACAGGCGGCGACCACGUUCAGCAUAACGGAAACAAGAUUGUAUACGGUCCUUUCCACUCGGUAAUGCCCGAAACCUACGAUCGCUUGCGCGUUCAUUAUGAGUACACCAAACCUCUUUUGACCGUUACUGAGCUUGUACGUGAUUUACAAGUCUCUCACUGGGGAGGAAAUUUGGCUGUUGAAGAGAAUUACAAGCUGCAUCAUUCUGGAGCAGAGCUUGAUGCUCAGUUCAGCCGUGCUACCUAUCAACUUACUCGAAUGGUCCAUGGUCAAACCAAUGUUUUGAAAGACCUGACCUUCCGUCUCCCUGCUCAAGCACGCGACGUUUAUUAUCGUGAUGAUAUUGGUAAUGUGUCGACCUCUCACUUCCGUAACGAAAUCGAGUCUUCAGUCCUGCAAAUCACGCCACGAUAUCCCUUGUUUGGUGGCUGGAACUACACCUGGUUCCAUGGAUACAACGUAGAUCUCGCCAACUUUGAUCGCUAUUCACAGGAAAAGGAUGAAUAUAUCCUCAAUGUCAAUUUCGUUGAUAACGUCUAUGACAUGUCCAUUGACAAGGCUGUUGUUCGCAUUGUAUUACCUGAAGGCGCAACUAAUGUUCAAGUUCAUACACCCUUUAAUGUCGACUCGAUUGAGCACAAGACUUACUACACUAACUUCGAUUCAACGGGCCGAUACCUUGUCAUUCUUGAAAAGCACAAUGUCGUUCGCGAACACGAGCAGCCCAUCCAGAUCACAUACCAAUAUUCAACUGUGCGCUUAUUCCAAAAACCUUUGGUUGCAACGGCUGCUGUUUUUGUCCUGUUUUUGACAAGCAUGAUCUUUUCAAAGAUGAGCUUUACCAUUGGACCUAAAUCGGACGCUUCCAAAAAGUUAGAAUAAUAACGAAGGCAGUUCAACCUAAAUAGUAGUUUGAUGGCCCAACCUUUUCUUUUCCACUCCAAAAUGUACCAUAUUUACAAUUGCUUUUGAAGAAAAAAUAUAUCGCAAACAGGCACAGAGAAUGAAGAAAUGCAAUCUAUAUCUUACAAAUCUCCCACUAGUGUACUGUAUGUUCCCAUGAAUCAGUACCCUCAAAUUUCUUAUAUAAUGAAUAGAAAGUGGCAGAGAUAUCGCGGCAUUCAAAUACAUUGUGGCAAAUGAUCGGAUAUUCUGCAAGAGCC